AUCGACGUGAUCACCAGCCGUCCUUCAAGCUUUCUUAGCCACACUAAUGCUUUUAUGAACGUGGCGACAGAGGAAUUCUAUUGUAUAUCGCCUACAUAUUCAAGACAUUCUGUGUUUUUAAUAAAAAAAAAAAAGAAGAAGCUGCAGUUAAAAGUAGCAUAAAGACGUUCAACUGCAGCGUGACACCAGUGCGCGGGAGCGAGAAGUGUGCAGUCCUCGUUUGCAGGUGCAUUGCAAGAGGGAUCCAGGACAGCAGAAAUGGAAAUGUUGCAGGAGCUUUCUGCGCUUUAUUUGAACAGCAGCCUCCAGAAUGAUUACGCAAACAACAGUAACGUCACCAACCACACCAGUAUCAUCUACUACCCUUACUACCAGCACUCUUUAGCUGUGGCUGCCGCCCUGACCGUGGCCUACCUCUUCAUCUUUCUGCUGUGCAUGGUGGGAAAUGGCUUGGUUUGUCUGAUUGUGUUGGAGAACCGGCGGAUGAGAACGGUCACCAACCUCUUCAUCCUCAACCUUGCUGUGAGCGACCUUCUGGUGGGCGUUUUCUGUAUCCCAACAACCCUGGUGGACAACCUCAUUACAGGUUGGCCAUUCACAAACACAGUCUGUAAGAUGAGUGGUCUGGUGCAAGGCAUGUCUGUCUCUGCCUCUGUGUUCACGCUGGUGGCCAUCGCAGUGGACAGGUUCCGUUGCAUUGUGUACCCCUUCCAUCCCAAACUGACCCUGCUGGUGGCCAAAGUGACCAUAGUGAUGAUCUGGGUGCUCGCGGUGGUGAUUAUGUGUCCGUCGGCGGUGACAUUAACCGUGAAGAGAGUGGAGCAUCACUACAUGGUCCACAAUGAAGAUUACAACCACACAUACCCAUUGUUCUCCUGCUUCGAGAACUGGGCCAGCCCACAGAUGAGGAAAAUCUACACCACCAUUCUGUUCGCCCACAUUUAUCUCAUUCCUCUCACCUUGAUCACAGUCAUGUACGGACGCAUCGGGAUCAAACUCUACACCACAUCUGUGAUCUCUGGGAGCGAUCAGCAGGAAAGCAGACAGUCUCACGGAGCCCAGCAGGAAGGAAGGCCAAUCAUUUCCCAAAAGAAGAUCAAAGUGAUUAAGAUGUUGAGUGUGGUGGCACUUUUAUUCACGCUCUCCUGGCUGCCUCUGUGGACUCUGAUGCUCCUCACGGAUUACGGAGGUCUACAUGAUGACGAGAUGGAUCUUCUGAGUGGCUAUGUCUUCCCGUUUGCUCACUGGCUGGCUUUUUCUAAUUCGAGCGUCAACCCUAUUAUUUAUGGCUACUAUAAUGAGAACUUUAAGAGGGGAUUUCAGGCGGUGUGCAGAACGCAUUCAAGCUGCUGUGAUGGGAUGAAGGCGAGAAGCAGACCGCAACGGAACUCCAGAGGAGAUGCGAGAGAUCCUGUGGUCAAUUCCAACCCCUUGGCUUUUGGUGGAAGGAACCGGGUUUACACUGACGGCGAUGUGAAGGACUCCAGAACGUGUCUGGAGUUGGAGCACAGGAGAACCGGUCGGCUUUGUAAUAACUCGGUCUGCUCGAAUGACACGGGAUCCAGCGUGGGUUCUGGGAUAAAAGGGGUCACGAACCAAAAAGUGUUUCAGAUGGAGGAAGCAGAGAAAAUAAGUCCUGUCAGGGUGGGUAUAAAUCAAGCCUGGGACCAAUAGAUGGAUUAUUCAUGCCAACAAAUGACUCAGGCUUUUAAGACUCCACAGAUCUUUAACUAGAUCAAGUCAGUCCUAAGCACUUCAGAGAAUUUCUGCGAAAACACUGGGACAUCAUUUCCUUCUCAAAGCCUGAAGAAACUACUUUUCUACAAGAAUUAGAAUUUGAGCUCAAAAUUCAUCUUUUUUUGUUUUUUCACAAAGUGCAAAUGAGCGGCAUUGAAAGAAGCUGAAGUUGUGUAUAAAGAAAUAUUUAUUCAGAGAAUUUCUGCGAAAACACUGGAACAUCAUUUCCUUCUCAAAAGUCUGAAUCAACUAGUUUUUCUACAAGAAUUAAAUUUUGAGCUCAAAAUUCCCAAUUUUGUUUUUCCGCAAAGUGCAAACGAGCUACGUCAAAAGAGGCAGAAGUCGUGUAUGAAGAAAUAUUGUAUAUGAAACCAUGUGUUUACAGAGAUUCUACUGUAUAUAGCCCAACUGUGCCACUGGUUUCAUCCACAUUAAACUUUGACUUUUCAACUUAAAUUUAUUUAAUUACACUCUCUGAAAAAAAAAAGUACAAAACGUAAAAAUUUUUUUUUUUUUACCUUAUUUAUGCCUAAAGGGUGCAUAUGAAUACCUUGAAGGUACAUAUUAGUACCUAAAGUUUUAGUAUCAAAUAUUAGUAUCAAAUUGGUUCAAAUUACUCCCUUUUGAAAGCUGCCCCAGCGACAGCUUUUGUACCUUUUUUUCUGAGAAUUUAUGCAUAAAUGUCACACAUUUAAAAUCCACCUGUAGCCUAAACAUUCAACAGGACAAUCUGUGGGCUAAUUGGUGAAGGACUCCAUUUUAAACAUUUUAAUCUUGUUGAUAUUUGAAUCUGAGUUUGUGAAAUAACGUUUAAGCCAAACCAUUUUUCUCAGAUCAGGCAGCAAGCUGCGCUCACCAAAUGGGCCGUGUUUAUCUUUUCUCAAGACGGUAUUGCGCAGUUGCACAAAUGUAUGCAUUUGUAUUGUGUAUAUUGUAUUUGUAUUUGUCCACUGUUUGUAAAUGUGAAAACCAAUAGAGUUUAUGGUAAAUACCAAAGUGGACAGAUGCUGUCUACUGUAGAGGGUGAACAGAACAGCAGCGUGGUGAGGAUCUUUGAUUAUGACUCAAAUGUUUAUAUUUUAGUGUUCACUCUGUGUCCUAAUUGGUCUGCGCCAAGUGGUUUAUGUAAGACCUGGCUUUUGCUUUAGCGUGCAUUGAUGUCUUAUUCUAUACGUAAUGCUGUAAUAGCAGGAUGAAUGUACUUUAAUGGACUGUAAAGAGAAUGAAUGUAACCAGUUCGUUCUAUUACCUCUCUAAAAAUGUAAAUGAAUAGCCAUUACAUCUAACUGUGUUCUUGGGCCUUGAGAACGGUCACACACAACACCUCUUAGUUUA
Onychostoma macrolepis is the source of this 3072-nucleotide messenger RNA. It is a transcript of the gene npffr1l2, whose product is annotated as neuropeptide FF receptor 1 like 2. Gene Ontology annotation, biological process: G protein-coupled receptor signaling pathway. Gene Ontology annotation, cellular component: membrane. NCBI's taxonomy places the organism in Eukaryota, Metazoa, Chordata, Actinopteri, Cypriniformes, Cyprinidae. The record is from RefSeq and is a predicted model, not a curated record. The transcript is spliced from 4 exons. Bases 259 to 1674 code for a protein of 471 amino acids. Gene Ontology annotation, molecular function: neuropeptide receptor activity; peptide binding.